Nicotiana attenuata is the source of this 2581-nucleotide messenger RNA. Its product is annotated as beta-D-glucosyl crocetin beta-1,6-glucosyltransferase-like. The transcript has a single exon. Bases 666 to 2051 code for a protein of 461 amino acids. The record is from RefSeq and is a predicted model, not a curated record. Gene Ontology annotation, molecular function: UDP-glycosyltransferase activity. NCBI's taxonomy places the organism in Eukaryota, Viridiplantae, Streptophyta, Magnoliopsida, Solanales, Solanaceae.
UCUAUGCACACAAGGGAUGGACCUGGUUCAUGCCUGAGUUCCUUUGUCAGUCUUCAAAACUAACCUUUACUUGUGCCAACAACUAUGUUCCGAUUCAAUGAUAAGGAAGAUAGAGUUGGGGUAGGAGUCUACGAUGCGAUACUAAUGUAUAGUUGGGGGAGAUACAUGAUAACUAUGAAUAGGAAGCAAAAACUAUUAUGUUAAAAAGUUCGAGGGUGUUACUAGUAUCUGUUAUGAAUCUCCCAUCAAUAUUAGAUAUCGGACAAUUCUUAUCACCAAGGCUUAAACAAAUUAGAAGAGGCAAACCCUUCUUUUCAAAGUUACAAAUGUUUCCUGUAUAUUUCUUAUAUCAUAUAGUAUAUGCAGAUUUCCUUGGUCAGAUCUCUUGAUCCAAUCUGUUUGGGAUACAAAAUUAAAUAUUUCUUUCCAAGUUUUAACUAAGUCCAAAACCUUUCUCAAUAACUGAAGUUCCAACCAAUUUUUCGAAACAAGAAUGUCUACACAAAAAACGAACCUCACCGCAACUCCCAUCAGUUCUUAUCCUCAAUUCAUCCACGUUAUCAGAUUCCCCUUCGCAUUUGCCACGUUAUAAUCUUCAUUUCUAUCCAUCGUUUAGAUAAUUAUUAUAAAUCCUUUAGUAUUUGUCCAAGAAUUUUUAAGUGAUCAUGGAAACAAGAAAGAAAAACAUUAGAAUUGUGAUGUUGCCAUGGCUAGCUCAUGGUCAUAUCUGCCCAUUUCUAGAGCUAGCAAAAGCACUUUCAAAGAGAAAUUUCAUCACUUACCUCUUUACUACACCAGUAAAUCUCACUUUUUUCAAACAAAGACUUUCUGUGAAAGAAUCCAUACGUAUUAAGUUAAUGGAAAUCCAACUUCCAAAUUUGCCUCAACUUCCUCCUCAUUUUCACACAACCAAUGGCCUUCCACCCCAUCUCAUGAACACUUUAAAAAAGGCAUUUCUCAUGUCCAAACCUGAUUUUUUCACAAUUCUUGAUACUUUAAAACCAGACUUAAUCAUCUAUGAUUUUCUCCAGCCAUGCAUUCCAACAAUGGCUGCUACAUUGAAUAUCCCAGCUGUCCUAUUUCUCACUCCUGGUGCUGCAUCAAAUAGUUAUCAUUAUCAUGGUAGGAAUAAUAAUCCAAGUUCUGAUUACCCUUUUCGCGAAAUCUUUUUUCGUGAUCAUGAGCAUAGGAAAAACAAGGAAAUAUUCGAUUUGCUUGAGAAUGAUGGCAUUGAUGAGAAAAAUGGUGUCACGAGAUGCUUUGAAAGAUCACAUGACAUCGUCUUGAUCAAGACUUUUAAAGAGCUCGAAGGCAAAUAUAUCGAUUACCUCUCAGUGUUGUUCAAGAAAAAGUUUGUUCCAGUUGGCCCUCUUGUUCGAGAAAUUGAGCAAAAUGGUAAGCAACAUUGUGAGAUCAUUGAAUGGCUCAAUGAGAAAGAAAAAUGUUCGACGAUUUUCGUUUCAUUUGGGUCUGAAUGCUUCUUGUCCAAUGAGGAAGUUGAAGAAUUGGCACUAGGACUUGAGCUUAGCAUGGUGAAUUUCAUAUGGGUAGUUAGAUUUCCAAUGGGAGAAAAAAAGAAUAUUUUAGAGGUUUUACCAAAAGGAUAUUUUGAGAGGGUUGAGAAUAGAGGGAUAGUAAUUGAAGGAUGGGCACCACAAGGAAGAAUUUUGGAGCAUACGAGUAUCGGGGGAUUUGUGAGCCAUUGUGGUUGGAGUUCAGUAAUGGAGGCGCUUAAUUUCGGUGUUCCAAUUAUAGCCAUGCCCAUGCAACAUGAUCAACCACUAAACGCAAGGUUAGUGGUAAAUGAAGUAGGGGUAGGAAUGGAAAUUCAUAGAGAUGAGGAAGGAAAUCUUGGCAAAGAAGAGGUGGCUAGGAUUGUAAGAGAAGUGGUGUUGGAGAAAAGUGGAGAGAGAUUGAGGGAAAAAGCGAAGGAAUUUAGUGAGAUAAUGAGAGAAAAUGGAGAAAAUGACAUUGAUGAGGUGGUGGAAGAGUUGCAUAAGCUAUGCAAGAAAACAUUAAGGCAUAACUACUACCUAGGAAAACUAUUUUAGAAAGAAAGAAAGAAAAAAAAGAGCCUUAUUUACCUUUUAUCUUUUUCUGUUUUGUUUGUCUUAGUGAAAAGCGGAGCCUUGGCAUAACGAAAGCUUCUUUGUCUGGUUUUCUUUCUUUGUUCCUUUAACUUUAAUUUGUUCAAUGAAUUUCUCCAAAGAGAUCAUUGGUGGGAUUUGUCUUUGAAAAUCAAUCCUUUUGAAUAGAGGGCCGACGUAAUGGAACAUAGUCCCUAAGUUUCAUUUUAUGUGAUUGCGUCUGAUUGGGGUCGUGACUCGUAAGUAUAAAGUUUAAAAAGAAAGACUUGAAUUUUAUGGUCUAAAAUAAGCCAUAUACACUUGCAUGAUUAUAAAUUUUUCAUUAAGGGUUAGAUAGGAAGUGUAUAAUUAACUUAUUUCUAAAUAUAAAAAUAUGUUCUUUUCGGCACAGAUUUAAAUAAAGUUCAAGAGAGAGAGCGAAACGUAUUUUUUGAGUGUCAAACAACAUAAAGAAUGUAUAAGGUUCACUAUACCACUAGUAUUAUUUUGAAUAA